Molecule: messenger RNA, 2148 nt
Organism: Daphnia carinata
Lineage: Eukaryota; Metazoa; Arthropoda; Branchiopoda; Diplostraca; Daphniidae
Exons: 4
Coding region: 729-1910 (393 amino acids)
Source: RefSeq, a predicted model, not a curated record
CAUUUCAGUCUUUCAGUGUCUUAUCUCUGGCGCUAAUCGUUCGUUACGGCUCUUCUUUUGCUUCAUCAUCGCACUGACUCUCGGCCGCCUUUUGCUUGAAAACAGAGUGGCUAGACCAGAGUGCAAAUCUACAUUGUUCUUUCGUCGGCUUGACUUUAAAGAAAAACAACAACAAAGAAGUGUUUAGAAGGCGGAAAGAAAAGUGAUCUUGGUUAUUGUUCUGUUGCAGUUCUACUUUUCAUUUGAGCGUCAAACUUGCUCAACACUUCCCGCUAGUAUAUAUACACGAAAAGGACGUUGGCAACUCGCAGCAAUCUGUAAUUACACAAGAUAAUAAGAGAAUCAUCAGAGAUAUUGAAAAGAUCCCUUCUACUGGACUGCACAUUUUCAAGGACUAAGAGGAGAACCGGAACUGAACCGCAUCCAGCUGUGUUGGGUACAUCGGUGUACAGUAUUGUGAACAAGCACCGUACAGUGCAAUUGACAACAAAAUCACGUGAUUGCAGCUGUCCAUUGUUUCGCAGACUCAGCUGGGCAAACCAAGAACUGAAGAAAACGAAAGAAACAAGUCCACUGUCUGAUUCCAGUUUGCAUUUUCAGGAAAAAAACGGGAUACGAUGUACUCCAUGUCAAAAUUGUAGCCCUAAAAAAACGAAACACUUCAAAUCAAUAGAAAGUCUAAUAACGCAAAGGAUCGUCAACGUUCCUCCGGCAGGAGGUUAUACAAAAUGGUGUCGUUAAUAGCGAUGAUCGUCGUUGUCCUGUUGCUGUCCGGGCCACAGAUGGCCUCCGCGGCACCAAUUCGAGAACACAGAACAGCUGGUGGACAAAACGAAGACAGUUUGAAAUUAGAAGUUGACAGCAAUUUAGCCGAGGAUUGGACGGAACGGAAAUAUCCACCACCCAUCGGCGAUGUCGACACGACACAUAAAUACACUCACGGUCACGGUAUCGUGACUCAUUCCCAACAAGAGCCUUUGCUAAUAUCGGACGCUAUCGUUCAGCACAGCGUCCUAACAGACCAAGAGGAACUGGAUUCAACGAUCAAUGAUUUGCUGUCCCAACUGCAAACGGAUUUGACUACCGGUUUAGUAUCAACUGCUGGAUUAUUUCCCGAUAUCAAUUUCAUCAACACAGACACGGACGUUGUCAUCGUCGACGCCCCGCCACCCAUUGAGGCUGUUGAAGCUGAAGAAGAGAUCGUAGAAGCCGUUGAAGCCAAUCAACCGAACUCGGUGCCUGCCGUCUCUAAUUUAGCCAACUUGUUCUUUCCUCAAUCCGACAACAGCCUGUCGUCUGCUGGUUCUUCAUCAACAUCGUCCUCCAGCGACAGCGUCAGCAGUGGAGGAAUACUUGGCGGUUCAGUCUCUUCCACGUCGAUCGCCAACCCUUUCGCUAUACUCUUCAGUUACGGACUGGCGGCCGUCAGCGUCUUUGCCUUGACUUUGCCACUUUGGGUUCCGUUUGUGGUCGGCAAGAGACGCCACGCACCUGGGCCGUUAAGGAAGAAACUUUAUCCGCUCAACAAGAAGAAAGCACCGCUCAUCCCUGCUAAUCAAACAAUUAAACAACCGGAAAUCAAUUACCAACAUUACCAACAUCAGGAAAUUGAAAAAUUACCAUACAGCGAUUACGAGGAGAGUUUUGUGGUGACCCAGCCGCCAAGCGCAGGUAUACAGGAGGUGUACCACCCUGCUGAUGGCAGUCCAGAUAUUCCGGCCGAUAUCGGUUUGCAUCUCGGUCCCUAUUCGGCUUUUUUUAGCAAUUCAUUGUGGCCGAAAUCGGACGAGCAACUGAAAGAUCCAGGACCGCUCAAAUCGGAAAACGUCUACGGUCCUAUAAGCAAUUUUUUCUUGAAAGCUGCACGUAGGAAUUCCAUAAGAAGGAGAUUGCAAAAGAAAAAGCAAUAAAACGUGUGGCGGCAGUGAUAUAUUUCAUAUUGCAUGUAUUAUAAAAUCUUCCGUCUUUUAUUUUGUGUUAUUAAACAUGGUUUGUAUUACCUCACUGCGUAAGGUUCGUUGGCUGUCAUCAGCCAACGGAUGACGUGCAAGACUUUAACCUUCUUAAAUAACCUGCAAGGUCGUCCUCUGCACGUUUGAUUUUUUGUUUCUCGUGGGCUUUGUACGAUUUCUCUUGACUAGAAACCGU